Molecule: messenger RNA, 1363 nt
Organism: Ooceraea biroi (clonal raider ant)
Lineage: Eukaryota; Metazoa; Arthropoda; Insecta; Hymenoptera; Formicidae
Biological process (GO): detection of chemical stimulus involved in sensory perception of smell; sensory perception of smell
Cellular component (GO): plasma membrane
Molecular function (GO): odorant binding; olfactory receptor activity
Source: RefSeq, a predicted model, not a curated record
UUGGUAAACAUGGAUUUUACAGAGGAACACUACUAUAAACUGAACAGAAUAAUUAUGGUGUGUCUCGGCUUGUGGCCUUACAACACUUCAGCCUUCAGGAAGAUACAAAUUAUAUUUUAUGAAGCAUUACUCAUAUCAUUCUCAUUAUGUCAGCUCAACGUGUUUCUCAUGAAAGACUGCAGUAUUGCAGCUACCAUGAGAAUAUGCAUGUUUCUGUUUUGUAAUCUUUUUUUUAUUAUAAAAUAUACUGGAGGGUUGCUACUCACUGAUAGCUUCAAGUACAUUUUCAGUAGGCUUCGCUACGAUUGGAACAUAUUGAAAAAUCAGACGGAAUUCGAAAUAAUACAAAAACAUGCAGACAAGACAAGAUUCUAUACGAUCAUUUUUAUGCUCAUAGCUACUUCUGUAGUCCUGGGAGUAAUCUCAUUAGCUUUUGCGUCAACUAUACUUGAUAUAAUUAUACCAUUGAACGAAUCACGACCGUUACGGUUACCAAUUGAAGUAGAAUACUUCGUCGAUCAACAAAGAUAUUUCUAUGCUAUAUCACUACAUAUGGGCAUGACCUUCUAUGCUGGUAUGAUGAUAAUGACGGCCAUUACAACAAUAUUUAUAGCAUACGUAUCGCAUAAUUGCGCCAUAUUUGAAAUUGUCAGCUAUCGACUAGAACAUAUGUUUGACGAAAAAAUAUUAGAAAUGUCAAAAGAUAUUAGGGAACAUAUACUACAUGAGAGAUUAAUUGAUGCAGUACAUCUUCAUUGCAGAGCUGUGGAUAUGACCAAUGUUUUGACGGACAACUUUGCGACACUAUUUUUCAUAUUGAUAGUAACUGGAGUGGCUUGUACGACAUUCAGUGUUUUUCAUAUAUUUUAUCUGAUGACGCUCUUAAACGAAAUUGCUAUAAUUGAUUUAAUAUCGGGUGUCGGCUGUGUACUUUUUCAAUUCUAUGCUUUAUUUACGGGAAAUUAUAUUGGACAAGAUCUCAUAGACAUCAGUGCAAAUGUUUUUCAAGCAUCGCAGACUGUAUAUCUCUGUGUACAUAUUAACAGAUAUAAUAUGGAAUGGUACGCAGCACCACUGUGGUUACAGAAAUUGAUAUUGUUCAUCAUGCAGAAAAGUAUCAUCCAUGCUACUUUAAAAGCUGGAGGUUUAUUUGAGGGAUCGUUAGAAGGUUUUGCCAGGCUCAUAAGUAUGACGACAUCAUAUGUUAUGUUUAUACAUUCUACGUGAGCUCCUAAAGAUCCACAAGAGGAUUACUAAUUAUAUAAUAAUUUGCUUGAAGUUGGCUUGAAAUAGAAGAGAUGUUGAAUGUAUAGUAUAUGUACUCUGUAGCGUACUAAUAAACUAAAUUUGUCGAAUGAAUGUA